Molecule: messenger RNA, 1602 nt
Organism: Ustilaginoidea virens
Lineage: Eukaryota; Fungi; Ascomycota; Sordariomycetes; Hypocreales; Clavicipitaceae
Exons: 2
Coding region: 1-1602 (533 amino acids)
Biological process (GO): regulation of transcription by RNA polymerase II
Cellular component (GO): nucleus
Source: RefSeq, a predicted model, not a curated record
AUGGGCAAACGAGGUGCCGACGCAGAAGCUCCUGGAGCUUCUCCAUCCAAAAAGCUGCAGACAGGCAGCGCUUGCGAUGAUGAUGAUGAUGGUGAUGAUGGUGAUGAUUAUGAUUAUCUGGAUGACGACGACCAUGAUGACGACGACAACGACGACGACAACGACGACGACGACGACAACGACGACGACGACGACGACCACACCACCGCACAGACACCAACCUCUGCAGGCGGCGCCGACACGCCCACCACGGCGCCAACCACGCCGCGACCCAAGUUCCCCUCGGACUUGAAAACGCUCGCCUGCACCUGGCCCGGAUGCCCCAAGACGUUCAACCGCCCCGCCCGGCUGAGGAACCACCUCAACUCGCACACAAACUCGCGGCCGUUCAAGUGCCCCCACGACGGCUGCGACAAGGACUACAUCGAGGACAAGCACCUCAAGCAGCACGUCAAGGCGGCGCACACCCACGAGCGCAGGUACGCCUGCCCCGUCCCCGGCUGCGGCAAGGCCUUCGUCACCGGCACCCGGCUGAAGCGCCACCAGGCGGUGCACGCGGGCGCCGACCGGUUCCGCUGCCCCCACUGCGGGCGCAGCUUCCGCAAGCGCGAGACGCUGGCCAGGCACGUCCGCAAGGAGCACCUGCGCGUGCCCGCGUACGCGUGCCCCGCGCACGGCUGCGCCGAGGCCUUCGACUCCAAGCCGGCGCUCAAGCGGCACCGCGACAGGGCGCACGGCCACGUCCGGUUCUGGUGCCUCGAGUGCGGGCUCAGCAGGCCGGCCGAGGACGGGGAACCCCCCCCGCGCGUCGGCUUCACCACCGAGCUGCUGCUCCAGGCGCACAUGAGGAAGGAGCACCAAGACUGCCUCUUUUGCGACUUCAAGCCCGCCUCGCGCUGGGAGCUCGACCAGCACGUCGACAUGCACCACUCGGGCAAGACGGUCGAGGACCGCAAGACCAUCGCCUGCCCCCACGACGGCUGCGCCAAGAUGUUCACCAAGAAGUCCAACCUGAGGACCCACGUCCGCACCGCCCACGAGGGCUUCCGCUUCGUCUGCGGCCAGCUCCCGCUCGCGGGGCCCGACUUCCGCGGCUGGUCCGACGACCAGGGCUGCGGCCAGACGUUCAGCACAAAGGUCCGCCUCGAGGACCACGUGCGCUUCAUCCAUCUCGGCCAGCAGCGGCCCCGGCUGUCCAGGCCGCAGCCCCUGGCCAACCCCGCCGCCCUCAUCGACGAACUGUCCGGCGUGGCCAACGCGGCCAAGCAGUCCAUCUUUUGCCCCCGCUGCCACCAGGGCUUUGUCCGCCACCACGACCUGCAAGUCCAUCUCGGCAGACACCACCACCACCACCACGACAGCCGCGUGCCCAGCGACCCUGCCUGCGUCUCGUUGUCGGAUGGAGCCGACGCCCCGCCGGUACCUGCCGGGCAGGACCUCGAGCAGCCCCCAUGGCCGGGCGGCAUGGAACAAGCCGACGCGCGCGCGCCUGCGCCAAGGGCCGACGACUGGCUCCAAGACGUAGAGAACAUUAUGCUGCUGGCGCGGGAUGUCUCCCAGGAUUCGGAUGCGAACAUUGAUCCUAGCCUGGUCGGUUCAUGA